This is a messenger RNA of Ornithorhynchus anatinus (platypus), 2177 nucleotides long. RefSeq lists its product as uncharacterized. The record is from RefSeq and is a predicted model, not a curated record. Bases 78 to 809 code for a protein of 243 amino acids. Gene Ontology annotation, cellular component: mitochondrion. Gene Ontology annotation, biological process: fatty acid beta-oxidation. The transcript has 6 exons. Gene Ontology annotation, molecular function: 2,4-dienoyl-CoA reductase (NADPH) activity. Lineage: Eukaryota; Metazoa; Chordata; Mammalia; Monotremata; Ornithorhynchidae.
CCCACUUAGCGCUCUCUCCUCGGGUUGGGUCAGCCGUCCUCAGCGGGUCUCUGUCGUCUCCUUCCCCCCUUAGGACGAUGUCUCCAUCAGAGCGGCUGGUGCUGGUGCUGGGAGGAGCCGGGACGGUGGGCUCCGGCAUUGUGAAGUCGCUCCUGGACAGAGGUUUCCACGUGGCCGUCAUUUCCAGGGACGGCGCACGGCUGGAGAAGCUGCGGAGCUUCGUCCCGGCCUCCGCCCUGCCGCACCUGCACACCGUGGUCGGGGACGUGGGCACCGAGGAUGGAGCAGAACAGGCCAAGGCAGAACUGUUGAAGGGAGGCAGGAAGGUCACAGAUGUGGUGUCCUCUCUGGGCCUCAGCUGGUGGCAAGGGGGCCCCCCCCACAUGCAGACCCUGCAGGAGCUGCAGAAGGUUCUCGAGACCCUCCUCCUGAGCACCUUCACCUCCUGGAAGGUCUUCUUCCCACUGGUCAAGGACAACCCUGAGGGCUCCUACACCUUCAUCACUGGGGGCGCGGGCGAACAUCUGCUCAUGCCGGGCACUGGCUUCCUGACCCUGGGGGCCGCGGGGGCGCUGGCCUUCUGCCAGGUGGUGCGGGAAGAGUACCCCAAGGUGCCCUGCAAGCUGAAUGAGGUGAAGAUCAACAUGGGGGUGUCCACUUCUGAGCGCCUGGCCCCUGGCUUUAUCAGUCACCUGGAGGUGGGAAAGGCCGUGGCCUCUCUGGUGGAGAAACGCAGCGUCUCCCACACCGUCCUGAAUGCCAACUCGCCCGCUGACCUUCAGACCCUGAUCUCCCAGGGGUGGCUCUAAGCAGCAGUUCUUUCCCCCCCACCUGCUCCUGCCCACUCCGAUCCCCGCUGCCUCCCUCCUCCCCAACCAGCUCCCUCCCUUCAGCUUCCAUUUCCAGGGAAUUGCAGGUAGCACCGGGCUCUUCACCUCAUGUCCUGCUCCCCAGGGCCGGAGCCACAUCCAGCUGGAAUUUGGGUUGGGCCCCACCUACCCCCCCUCCCCACACCUGCAGACAGGACCGGGGCAAGAGAUGAGUCCCAGGUGGCAUCACCAACAGGUAUUGAACACAGGUGUCCCCUCUCUCUGGGGAGGCACAGGGCCAGCUUAGAAACCAGAGGCCUAAGGUGGUCCGUGAGCAAGGGUGGGAAGCUUCAGGCUAUUACCUCCCCCAAGCCACCCAAAAGGUAGGAAUUAAUAAGCAGGGAUUUGAAGGUGGAGGCAAAGUUAAAAGGUCCCGCACUGCUCGAGUUGACUGUGUUGGGGAUGGUUGGUUAGGGUCUAGGAAUCCUGUCUUCCCCAACAGCCAGCUCUGAGCCAGCUGCCCCAGCUCUUCAGAGACUUAGCCUCCGUCUUUCAGGUUGGGGGCGGUCCGUCUUUCAGGUGGGUCGUCCUAAUCCCCGCCCUGGCAUCUCUGGCCAUCUGUCCACCAUCCCUAGAAGCAGUUGUUUGACUUGACCAGGUCAGAGAGCCCUUAGCACUUGAGGGGCAAAAGUCCCCAGCCUGGCCUGACUGGCUCGGGCCUAACCCUGGUCCGGCUCACCUCACUUUAGCCCCGGUCUGACCCGCCCUGGCCUAGCCCUAGUCUGACUUACCCCGGCCUAUCCCUGGUCUGACCCGCCUCAGCCUAACCCUGCUCUGAUGUGCCCCAGCAGAACCCUGAUCUAAUCUCCCCUGUACUGGCCCUGGUCCAACCCACCCUGGCCUGGCUCCGGCCCCAGCCCACGCCAGCCUGAACUGAAUCUCAAGACUGUGCUGUCUGAGUCUGGCUUCCCUGCCGUGGCCCACGGCUGAUCCAGUGGCUGCUAGGAUUUGUAGUCCCAGCUAUUCACGUGACCCACUGCCGUGCCCUGUGGGCUCCCCGAGCCCCCCGAGUCCUGAGAAGUUUUGGGGAGAGAGGCUCAGGCCUGACUCCAGCUGGGACUGUAGGGGCCGGCCCUGCCCGUCCCGGCUCCCGGUUCCAGUGUCUCUACUCCACGGAUCGCUACACCCAAGCUGGCCUGGAGCCAGAUUGGACCACUCCAAUGGCAGCCUUCCUGGCCCGGCUCCCGUCGCCUGCAGCUGGGGCCCUCAGCCUCUCCCCACAAGCUUGCUAAUCCUCCCCGCUGACCCCUUUGAGCCAUUGGCCUCACCUCUUUUGGGUGUUUUAAUAAACUUUGUACAAAAUUAAAA